Messenger RNA from Babesia bovis T2Bo, 1004 nucleotides. RefSeq names its product BTB/POZ K+ channel tetramerization domain containing protein. Bases 61 to 894 code for a protein of 277 amino acids. Gene Ontology annotation, biological process: protein homooligomerization. The record is from RefSeq and is a predicted model, not a curated record. The transcript has a single exon. NCBI's taxonomy places the organism in Eukaryota, Apicomplexa, Aconoidasida, Piroplasmida, Babesiidae.
AGUUCGGUUUUACCGUUCUUCCUUCCUUCGGGGGUUUAUUGCAUUUACACAUUUCCUUGAAUGAUGUUCACUACAAAGAAGCAUUGCGUAGAUGGAGGACAAUGGCCUUAUUCGGACCCUGGUAAGCGCCAAGUUGAUACUCCUUCCGAAUCCUUGGUUGGCAUUGUUAAUUUAAAUGUUGGCGGUGUUUCAUACACAACUACUUAUUCUACGUUGAUAAAGUAUGAGAAUUCACGUUUAAGUCUUUACUUUCGACAGCUUCAUGCCUAUUUAACGCAAAGCACACCUAUUGCUGAUGUCGAUGCCAGCUUUGCGUACGUAACGAAUGACAAAAACAGUCCAUAUCCUACGGUAUUCAUUGAUCGUGAUGGUCGUCGAUUUGGUUACAUUUUGGACUAUCUUCGUGAUGGCGAGGUUGCGUUACCUGCUGAUAUUACACUUUGUCGCCAGUUGCUACAAGAUGCACGUUUCUUUAAGCUUCCAGGGUUAGAGAGUUUGAUAUCCAGUAUAAUGGAAGGGAAAAAUACUUACAGUCAAACUCAGGUUAUGACUCCGCCUAGAAAUGCUGUCUUAUCCAGUACAGACCUUAUGACUUUGGAUCCCAUUCACCCUAUGAUGGAUGAUUCUUGCCAAGUGAUCACUCCCAGUCGCGAUGGUUAUGCAGGCAAGAAAAUGCUAUCUUCUGACGUAUCUUUCGGAGCCGUAAACACAUAUGAGGAAAAUAAUAACAUGUUUCACUCGCAGCAAAGUUACGAUGAAGAGACGUUCAGUUCCCAAAAGAGUUAUCUCCAGAUAGAUGAGAAUGAUAACAUUGAGGAUGCUGGAUUGUUCAUUCAGACGACUCAAAUAUCGCAGAUGGGUAACAAGGAGUUUUCUACUUCCAUGGACUUUUGAUAAUCCAAUGUGUAUCGGUCCAUCACGUCAGCAUUUUUUGGUAUAUCGCAGGAUAUAGGGGUUACAACCAGUGUUCAUUUUCCUCUCAUAUCCAUCUGGCUCAAACCAAU